AUGAUCAAUUACUACAUCAGAAAUAACUUUUUCGGAAGUGCGGCGACUUUAUGCGAUGACUCGUUGAAGCGGGUCAAAGAUCAGCGGCAAAUUCAGAUUCUGAAGGCCUAUUGUCUGACGAAGAUUGGUAUGGGAAGCUUUUUCGAUUAGCUAUUGCAAUGUAAAUUUAUUUUAGGAAAAGUUGCGGACGCUAUACGGAUUCUAAACGGGCUAACGGACGAGCCCGACCUGGAGUUGGCUGUUUAUAAUGCUCUGAAAAUCGCGUAUAACUCGGAAUCGGUGGUCGGUAAGUAAAAUUCGUAUGUAAUAGUGUCUUAUUCAUACUAUGAAGAGUUAGGAAAUUCUAUUUUUAAUAAUUUUUCAGACAAAGACUCGGUUCGAAAUGCCGAAGAAAAGGCGCAGAAUGCGUGGGCCAAAUCGCAUGAUCGUGGCGCGUUUUUGUGUGGUACGAUCUACAUGUUCGAGAAGAGUUAUGAACGCGCGAAACCUUUGAUUGAUCGAGUCGCUAAUUCUAAUACUCAUAAUGCGAUUGUAAGUUCUUGAAGCCGUCAUAUUUGGUGGGCAAAAAAUGGGGUAUUUGUCCGUACUUAACUCACAGGGGAAGUACUCCAAGUGCGACGCUCAGAUUUUCUUUAAAUUUUGCACACACGUCGGGUAUAGACUAAAUAUCAAUUCCUGAAAGUUUUAGCUCGCGCUUUGCGGGCGUCGCCGAGAUAUCGAUCGAUUUCUGCCGCCGAGAGAGCACGCUAAACGUGGAGAGCGGUCAGAGAGAAAAACGCUUUUUGGCCAUAACUUUGGCAGUUUCGUGCGGGAAAUUUUGAUUUUUUGUAGAAACAUUAUCCUUUACGAUUAAAAUAGGCAUGAAACUUUUCGUGCCGAAAUUCGGCAAAAAGUCCUAAAUUUUCGCCGACUUUCGAUCUAAAAAUCUCGGUUGUUUCUGCAAAGAGCGAGCUAGGAUCCUCGCAUAUAUCAUAGAAAAAAAUUUUCUAAAUUUGUGCCAAGUUUCAUCAAAAUCUGAGCGUCGCACUUGGAGUACUUCCCCUGUCAAUUUUUUUUGUAAAUUUUAUGGAAACUGGUGAAGAAUAGCGGAGAAGCACUUGAAAUAAGUUUCGAUUGAAAAGACAUGGCUCUGGAGCCGAGCCGGAUCCAUUUUUUGCGGUUCGGAAAAGAUAUCCUCGCUAGCGUAUCAGCCUGUCGGGAAAAUAGUGAGCACAAUCUCGCUGACUCGAUCGCAUCGUUGAAGCAAAAAAAAAUUUGAUUUUGCCGCGACACAAUUCAUUUCCUCGGCAGCGAUGCGAUUUUCGAUGCGGCAGAGUGCUCAUUAUUUUCCCGACAGAUUGAUAUAUGACAAAAUUAGGCCCCUUAUGACUGGCUCGGCACACUAGUGAUAGAUUGACGUGGUUUUUUCAGUGUCUCGCGCAGAAAGGCUGGCUGGAAGUGUUAUGGGGAAGAGAUCUCAAUUUGGCGACGAAAAAGUUUGAGGCCGCAAUUGAGACCGAUAACAAUCCGGACGGAUAUUUGGGGAAGAUCAAGUUGCUGCAAACGAGGUAAGGAAACUAUUGACAAGACAUGAAAUUGCAAGAGAGCACGAAAAAUGAGGAGAGUCUUUUUCAAAUUAAAAAAAAAAUUCCAUCGUAUAACAUGUCACGCCUAAUUUUUUCAAUUUGAAAAAAAUUUCCAUCGUAUAACAUGUCGCACCUUAUUCUUUUCAAUUUGAAAAAAUUUUUCAUCGUAUAACAUGUCACACCUUAUUCUUUUCAAUUUGAAAAAAAAUCAUCGUAUAACAUGUCACACCUAAAUUUUCUCAAUUUGAAAGAAUUUUCCAUCGUAUAACAUGUCGCACCUCAGAGUUCUACCGUAACGCUUUUUAGGUCCUUUAGGGCCCGUUACCUCUAUAACAAAAAAAUUCUUGUCUUGACACAAAGUUAGAUCUUUCAAACAUUGAAGAAAAUCAGCAUAAAAUUCAUUAAAAUAUCCAACUUUUUUCAGAAACAAUCUCGUUGAAGUGAAAGAAACUUGCUCGGUUUUGGUCGGACAACAUCCCGCCUUGCUUGCCGGCUACAUUGAGCUGAUCAAAGUGCUGAUAAUGAAUCGAAGUUGGGACGAGAUCACUGAUAUUUCUCAGCAGGCCUCGUUGAUUCAGGUACUUAAUAACACCUCCAAAUUUCAUAUUGCGACAAUUUUUUUUAGAGUCAGUGCAUUCCUGUGCAACUCUUCGAAUGCCUUGAGGGAAUUGUUCAUUCUGGACACUUUGAACAAACCGAGACGUUCCUAUCCGAGAUGAACGACGCUGUCAACAAAUUUGAGUCGACGAAUUAUGAGCUGUGCCUGUUUAUUUCGCAGUUUCUGGCGGCUAUUUCACUGGAUAAUGAGAGUGUGAAACAGUUUGCAAGGUAAGGAUUUAACUGUCGGAAUGAUGGCAAAAAAGUCAAAAAAGUGAUAAAAAAUUAUCGAUUACAGUGCGACUUUUCGGGAGGUAUGUAAGUAGAUCUUCUGUAAGGGUGUUCCUAGAAUUAUGGAAAAAACUAUUCAUUAAUAACUUUGUGCUCGGUGGUCCAAUCCGAAAAAUUUUUUUGCAUUUUACAGGAAAACCUUUGAGUUUUUAGAAUCAAAAAAAAAUUUUUUCUUUGAUCGGCGGAGACUUCGUUAAUCCUCCUUGAAUUCGGCGGAAUGUUUUUUUCACAAAGUAGACAUUUUUAACUUCGGCGGACGAUUUUUCUUCGACUAAAAUUGGCUAAAACCAAAACGUAUGGUAUAACAAACUCCCUUACAUCGAAACGGCCUUACACGGAACUGUGAAAUAACGAACAAUUUCACAGGUCCGAAAAGGCAAUGUAGGCUGAAAUAAACCUCUGUACACCAAAUCCUUUCUAUAGCGGUUAAAAGACGAUUUUUGGCUCGCUGCGUCAGCCGGAGACAUUCAAAAAAAAUUUUUUUGAGUUUUUUGGCCUAAAAUGUUGGUAUGGGUCACUAAAACACAUUCCCAAAAUUUUUUUGCCCAGUGAUGCCCGGAAGGUAGAAAUUUGCAUAUGGUUAUAACCGUUCUUCUGAGCUCUGCUGUUGCCGUCGCAAUAAAGACGACUUGACGAAACCAACGCCAUAUAGGUUUUGGUGGAUGGCGAAUUCAAAAAUCGCAAUUUCAAGUUAGUAGGGUUACUGUAACAUAAAGUUUUUGACCUUCGGUCGAUAAAAAUCGACCGUAUCUCCUUCAAAUCAAAAAUCCCACAAGAUUUUAUUGCAGAUUUGGAAUCAGCGUAAAAUUCUGGUCUAGGAACAUGUAAUUUGCAUCCUUGAUUCCGUGGCAGAUAAAUCAUGGCGCAGUGGGUUUUGACGAAAACUAGUAAUCUGACGACCCUGGUUCGAUCCCCGCUGGAGACAAGUAUUGUAAAAAAUGUGGAAAUGACAUUUAAUGGAAUUAUGAGGGUUAUAUAAGCAACGCUAAGUAUUUUUAGACAUCAACGGAAUAUGGAUUUGAGGUUAGAACAGGGUUUAUAUUGUUUUAGUCUCGGAAUCCGUGAAAAAUAAAACUGCUUCAAACGGGCUGAAAUUGAUAAAACCUAUUCUAGGCCUAAUUCUAAGAAACUUUUACGUUAACUUUUUUUUGUUGGAUUACUGUAUCGUGGAUUACGGUAACAAAAAGCUCGGCCUCCUUAAAGGCGAUUUCUUCAAAAUUUCCGCAUAAAAUUAAAAUUUUUUUUGGCUAUAUUAUUCAAACGGCAGAAAGCCGGCAUGCCUCAUAUUUAAAAUGCAAUUCGAACUCAUUUUCAGUCUGAAUUAAUCUCAUCAUCCAUUGGUGAUAUUGUGUUAGAUAAUUCAGGUAUUUCAAAACAUACGGCCAUAAACGAACUACUAAUGCGCAAACCCACUCGUUCUUAACCAUUCCUACAAUCUUCGUGAUAUUCCGAUGGCUCUGCGCCUUAUGGUAUGAAAAAACAAAAUUGGGUUUUAUGUUACCGUAAUCCACGAUACAGUAAUCUAACAAAAAAAAGUUAACGUAAAAGUUUCUUAGAAUUAUGCCUAGAAUAGGUUUUAUCAAUUUCAGCCCGUUUGAAGCAGUUUUAUUUUUCACGGAUUCCGAGACUAAAAUAAUAUAAACCCUGUUCUAACCUCAAAUCCAUGUUCCGUUGAUGUCUAAAAAUACUUAGCGUUGCUUAUAUAACCCUCAUAAUUCCAUUAAAUGUCAUUUCCACAUUUUUUACAAUACUUGUCCCCAGCGGGGAUCGAACCAGGGUCGUCAGAUUACUAGUUUUCGUCAAAACCCACUGCGCCAUGAUUUAUCUGCCACGGAAUCAAGGAUGCAAAUUACAUGUUCCUAGACCAGAAUUUUACGCUGAUUCCAAAUCUGCAAUAAAAUCUUGUGGGAUUUUUGAUUUGAAGGAGAUACGGUCGAUUUUUAUCGACCGAAGGUCAAAAACUUUAUGUUACAGUAACCCUACUAACUUGAAAUUGCGAUUUUUGAAUUCGCCAUCCACCAAAACCUAUAUGGCGUUGGUUUCGUCAAGUCGUCUUUAUUGCGACGGCAACAGCAGAGCUCAGAAGAACGGUUAUAACCAUAUGCAAAUUUCUACCUUCCGGGCAUCACUGGGCAAAAAAUUUUGGGAAUGUGUUUUAGUGACCCAUACCAACAUUUUAGGCCAAAAAACUCAAAAAAAUUUUUUUGAAUGUCCGGCCCCUCGUAUUGGCUGACACAGCGAGCCAAAAAUCGUCUUUUAAUUGUUUUGGGGCUUUGCCAAGAAUUUAGCCUUUAGACCAAGGUCAGUGUUUUCCUUUUCUAGGAGAUUCGCUGACAAAGCGUUGCAAAUCCGGGAAACCGAAGAGGCCAUCGCCCUGAAAUCGGAGCUGCUUUUGGAAACCGGCAACACAAAAGAAGCCAUCAAAACGGCAAUCGGUGCCGUGGAAAGUCACAACUUGGCCAUUCCGGAUCCAUUGUUCUGUAAGCAACGAUUUCAAAGCGCAAGGAUUUUACUUGAACUUCGAUUACAAUAAUUAUGAUAACUUUUAGCUUUGAUCCGUUGCUACAUGGCAGAUAACAAAAUGAAAGACGCCAAAACACAACUGGAAUUUGUCAAAGUUUCUUUCUCGGAGAUUGAAAAGAAUACUGUAAGUACUUUUUUGUUUUUUCGUAUUUUAAAAAGCUAUUGUCACUGUUGAUAAUAUGCAUGUAACAUACCUUCUUUUUGCUUUCAGAUGUACAUGUAUUUGAAUGCUCUAGUGGAAAAUGAGAAAAGUCCAAACAAGGAGGGGUUUCUUGGCGCCGUCCGAAAUGUCAUCGACCAUCACAUGGGAAAUGUGCAUGUAAGUUUAGCCAUCAUUUCCUAUGUACCAAGGGCGGUCUAUGACGCGGAACAAACACUUUCGGUCCGACAAAAAAAAAUAACAAAAAAAAAAAUAGGAAAAAAAGUCAUUUUUUUGUGGAGACGUUAUUCUCUAUAGCAGAAAUACAAUAUGAAACUUUUUACGCCAAAGUUUGGCAAAAAAGUCGUUGAAUUUUUGUAAACGUUUGAUCGAAGAAUCUAAAAAAUCUCGGUCGUUUCCACAAAGCGCAAGCUAGGAGUCUCACAAAAACAUAUAUUUUUUUCAGGGUCUCCCCUACGGCCUAGAAUAUCUGAAAGCUCUGAACGCCACCUUCAUAAUGGAGAUUGUCCAAAAGCUCUUCGAAUACGUGCCACUCAGCCCGUCCAACAUUCCGGACCCGGUCCUCAAAGAGAUUGAGCGCAAUCUCCUCGUGCUGCAUGACAAUUUCCCGGCCGUCGCUAAGUUGUCGUAUCUUUUGGCCAAAGUCAAAUAUCUUCACUUGGACAACGACGGAGCCCAGGCGUACUUGAAGAAUGCGAUCGAUCGGAACAAUAACAUCGCUGAAGCGCAUUUGCUGAUGGCGCAGGUAAAACACGGCCUUCAUUUUUUGGAUUUCUUUUUCUGUAACUAUACUUGUACGUGUUGUUUAGAUCCAUCUGCAAAAGAAUAAUUUGGAGGAAGCCUCGAAAUGUCUGGACAUUGGAUUAGGGUUCAAUUUCAAGGUCCGGGAUCACCCGUUGUUCUACUUGAUCAAGAGCAGAUUUUUGAGGAAGGAAAAGAAGUUGGAGGAGGCCAUCAUGAUGAUGAAAUCGGCCUUUGAUCUGCAGGCAUUUCAAGGUGAGUUGGGGGUCUUCAAAAUUUGUAAAAGUCAUUGGGGGAUUCCCCAAGAGGGAGGGCACGUCAAUCCAGCGCAUUUCCUGAACCGUUUCGAAACUUCGUAUCGUUUUCAUUGAUUUAAAAGAGAAACGAAAUGCCGCGAAAUUAUCGGCACUUUUUCUCGCCCCGAAUAAUUGCUUUUUCAAGAAAAGGAAGAAGAAAGGUAAGAAAAUGCGUUUUCGGGUAGUGACAUUUCGUUUUGAACGAAUCACCAAAAAGGGGCGGGAAAUUUUUUUCUUCUAUUUUGGAUUGACAUGGAGGGUGGGAAAAAAUAAAUAAAAAAAAGCGAGGGGGGGGGGUUGGUUAAGGGAGAGUAAGAAACCUGUCGUCAAAAAAAUCCACCAUUUUUUUACUUAUACGCUCUGGAAAGCCACAGCUGAAUGUCCAAAAGUUUUAGUUCGCGCUUUGCAGGCGCAGCCGAGGUAUUCAACGAUCUUUGCGGCCGACGAGGAGAGCGGUUAGAGAGAAAAACACCCUUUGGCCGUAUCCUUCGCAGUUUCGCAUGAAAAAAAUUAAUUUUCUGUGGAAAUAUUAGUGUCUACAAUAGAAUUACUCUAUCAAACUUUUCAUGACAAAAUUCGCCAAAAAAGCGUCACAUUUUUGCAGGUUUUAGACAUUUUCUCCGAUUUUCGAUUGAAAUCGGUGGUUCUGUACCGGAGUCUCGCAUAAAUCUUAAAAAACACUCUAACUGUUGCAGUAGUCACCAAUUUGAAAGGGGAAGCCAUACUUUCCGUUUUUUAGAUAACGAUGCUUCUCUGGAUCGUCUGGAAGUCACCGAAUCAGACAGGAUCCAAAUAAUCUUAGAACUCAUCGAUCUUCUGCAACAAGUUGGACAGACAGUAAGAAGACGCUUUCUAGGAGCCUACAAUAGCUAAACAGAGCCUUGACCCGAAGUAAAAACCAAUACUUUCCUUUUACGCUUUCAGAGAGAAGCAGAUCAAGUAAUGCAGCAAGCCGUCCAACGAUACCACGGGAAGGCUGAAGAACAUCAACUCGUCCUAAUGAAUGCUCAGCUCCGCCUUCAGCGAGGAGAUGUUGACGGGGCGAUCAAGGUCUUGGACACCAUAAAACCUGGUAAAUCAAAGGGCGCCUUUACUGAUUCGAGGCCAUUUUUCAGACGACCCGAAUUACAACGCGGCUCGAAUGAAGAUGGCGCAAAUCUAUCUGGAGAACAAACAAGAUCGUAUUCGUUUCGCACAAUGCUACAAGUCGAUUUUGGAUAAAAAUCCGUCGCCGCAGACGUAUGUGCUGCUUGGCGAUGCGUAUAUGAGUAUUCAGGAGGUAAGACGAAGAUGAGAUUUGUAGUUAAAAUUCAAAAUAUUACAGUACAUAGAAAACGGACAUAAUCUUGGCUUAAAAAAGCCAAAGUGGGACCAUGGAGGGCCCAGUCUUUGACCCAGUAGGAGAAGAAACAUGAAAGAGAUCCUCGGUUCCUCGUCAACACGAUCAGGCACCGGGUCUCCUAAUACGCUGUCCUAGACAAACUCUCCCGACACUCCAACAAUUUCCAAUGACCUCUUUAUUCUUCCAAACCCAAUACACAAGCUGGCCAAUACACGCGAUCUAUUCCAAUUGUCCACACGCUCUGAAGGCCAACCGCUCGCUCAGGCUGCGACUCACAGCGUUCUGUACUUUUUUUUGAAAUGAAUCGGACAUCGAUUUUUUCGAAUUUUUUUUCGUGGCCGACUUUCGGGUUUCGUGGCAGGACGCAGCGACGGGUUGAAUGUUGUUGCGGCGGUCGUGGCCUCACUCAUGAUUCUGGAGUGAAGACUUGAGCCAAGGGAACAAAACUUUGAACUGAGUUGGCGAGACCCAAUAAGGUCUCAAAUCGAAUGGGAACGGUAGUUUGAAACCAUAAAAAUUCUACAGUGAAGCCUGUGUACAACGACACCUGCCUAAAACGUAAAUUUUGAUGGGUCUCAAGAGCCAAUUGCAGACGGAAAUGAACCUCUGUACAACAAAUACAUUCAAAUACAGAUAAUUUUUUUUGGUGUCGUUCAUUGUACAGAGGCUUCAUUGUAGCUAGAAACUUCCAUAUUUAUAUUACAAAAAAUACAAAUAACUUCUCUAAUCUUUUUUAAAGUAGCUACGUUUAAGUUGUCUCUGUUUUCAGCCCACCAAUGCGAUUGAUGCUUACGAAACGGCCAUGCGGAGAAGUCCGAAUGACUAUGAGCUGGCAGUGAAGAUUGGCGACGCUUAUGUGAAAUGUCAUUUGUACAACAAAGCCAUCAACUUUUACGAGGCGGCCAUGAAGAAGAGCAAGCAGCCGCUUCUGCGAUUGCGAUUCGCUGAGCAGCUCUUGCGACUGGGGAAUAUGGAAAAGUGCGAGAGAGUGCUGAGGGAUGUGAUUGACGAGAGUUUGGAGCCGGAUUGUAAGUUUCGCCUCUUAUUUACAGUGAUCAACAUAAAAUAUGAUAUCUAGCCGCAGCUAAAAUUGAGCUCAAUUUUUUAUCAACUGAUCGAUUUUUCAGCCUUCCAAGAACUCCACGAUCACGUCGGCUUCUGGGCUCUCUUAUCCAGAAUGCAUUCCGAAUCGAACAAUGUCGGCUUGGCCAUCACUGCGCAGGAAAAAGCAAGAACUUUGCAAAACAAAAUCCUUGCGUUGAAAGACAUCCCCAACAUCCAAGCGGAGCGAAGAGCGGCGGCUGAGUAAGAUAUUAAGAUAUCAGGCUGUCGGGAAAAUAAUCGGCGCAAUGUCGGAUCGAAAAUCGCAUCACCGCCGAGAAAAUGAAGCAAAAAUAAAAUGGCUUUUUCAUUUUAGCGACGCGAUCAGCGCAGCGACAGAAUGCCCAUUAUUUUCCCGACAGACAUUUUUUUGUAAAUCUAUAGCGUCUUCAACUAUCUUCAAUACUGAGGAUCUGCCUGUAGCGAACGAUUUCGGCGGCUCCAUGAGGCAAGAUUAGAAAAAAUAUAAGCCUCCGGAUAACAACAGCUUUCUGUAUAACAAAUAAAAUUUUUGGUUCAGUGCUAUUCCUAGUUUAAAUGUUCUGUUACAGUGAGGGACCUGAUCCAGUGGCAAAAAACGUACCAUUUUAUAUCUGGGAUGUUACGAAAAUGUGGCAAAAUGCUUCCCUCUCCAAGUGAAAAAACUUCGUUUUGAAGGGCGCGCCCUUUUUCUAUACAAAAAGUGCGGCCGCGGUUUUGAAAUCUGAGUUUUUUCACUUGAAGAGGGAGGCAUUUUGCCACAUUUUUUGAUACUUUCUUUAUUGCAAAAUGGUACGUUUUUUGCCACUGGAUCAGGUCUCCCACUGACGUCAUAAAACCGUGGAAAUUCUGUGCACCGAAUUCCAAAAAAAAUUUGUCAUAGAAGAGCUUUGUUGUGCACAAGUUUUGCAUGAACUCACUUCAUUACUUGCAUUUUGUGGCCAUGAAAUUGCUCACUAUAGGCAGCUUUUGUUGCCACCUUCAUUAUACAGAGCUUCCACCGCAUUUUACAUUUCAGAACCUCCGCAAAACUCGCCGAACUCUACGCCCGGCGCCGUGAGCAUGCCAAAGCCGUUGAUUUGUAUAAAGAAGCCAUUUUCAUCAACGAACGCGAACUUCGGAUGAUCCCGAAUCCCGAGCCGGACAGCUUGGAGCACUUCCACUUGCAGAUCAUGAUAAAGCUAGCGAGGAUUUACAUGACAAUGGGGAAACUGCAGCAGUGUCAUCAACAAUGUCAUGCGAUUUUGAACUUGGAUCGAAAUAAUAAUGAAGCUACUUUGGUAGGCAUUUUAACGGGUCUUAAGCAGCUUUUCAUGAGCUUUUCAAGGCGCUGAAAUGCUAUUCAUAGGUUCUAAUAUCACUUUCAGCUCAAAAAUUUAAUUUUCAGAUGCUCGCCGACCUUAUGUAUCAACGAAAUGAAGGAGAGACGGCGUUGAAGCACUUUUCCCAACUGCUCGACCGAAACCCAACGCAUUAUCACGCCCUAGCGCGCUACAUUGAGCUGGGCUGGCGGAAAGGGGAUCUAGAGCAGGUGGAGAAGUACGUCAAGAACGCUUUAGAGCACAAUCCUCGCGCCACAACGGACGCUGGCUUCAACUAUUGCAAAGGCCUUAUAGAGUGGUAUUCGGGAGAGCCGAACAGCGCGUUACAGGCAUUUAAUCGAGCGAGACGAGACUUGGAGUGGGGAGAGAGGUCGUUGGUGAACAUGAUCGAGAUUUGCAUGAAUCCCGACAACGAGUUGAUUGGCGGAGAGACAUUUGAACAUGAUGACGCCGCAGCUAGAGGAGAGUCGAAAGAAAUUGCGGUGAAGACCGCGGAUAGGUUCUUGAAGGUGAGUAGAAAGGAAGCUUGCUACGGCAAACCUCCAUACAACGAGACCUGUCUAUAACAAACGAUUUUUGAGGGCCCAAGAGACAAUUUUAGACGAAAAGACGCUUUUUUUCGAAGCCUUCUUCUACAGGGUGCGCCAAUAAAAUCUGGACUAAUGUUUUUGCUUGCCCUGCGGGCUGUGACAGUACAAGAACAAAGUGGGCGAUUGUGGAUACGUGUAAUACGUCCAAGAAGCUAUCUUUAAAGUUUCAGACAAAAUAAUCGUCUACGACACUUGUUUUGCCAUUAUAAGUGCUUACAACUAAGGCGCCUGAAACACGGACCCCAAAUUGGUCAAAAAAUGGUUGCGCUAUCUUUACCGUUUUAUGGUAUGGACUGAAAUUUACUUUUUCUGAUAGAGCUCCGGUUGGUUUUUAUGCACUGAAAUUGAUUUUGCCUUAUUAUGACAAUUAGGCUUUUUACAGCUUGCCAAAGUUGGCUUAAAAACGGGCCCUUUUUCCCGAGAACUUCCGUUAAUUCAAAGAUUUUUAUGUAGAAGUUUCCUUGUGUGAUUCCAAACAUGUUAAGCACCAGAACUACUUUUGCAAGGAUAACCAGAGUCAGCCUAGCCGCCUUUCAAAAAGGAUUUUUCUAUCUGCUGCCUCUGGGGAUGAAAUAGUGACCGUAGUGGCAUAAUUUACUGUAUGCUCGCUAUUCGAGUGAUCUUGGACUAGAUUUUUCUAAAAGUGUUUUAGCUACAUCAGCAUGUAUCCAGUAUACAACUCUAUGUUGAUUUUUACGCUCAAGGCCUUUCAUACUUGUUGCAAACUGCCAAAACGUUUCAAGUUCCGAAUGACCGUGCCUUGAAUUCCCCCCAUGAACUUUUAUUAAUGAAAAAACGGUCCCCUUGUAUGUGCGGGUUUUCUUUUACACUAUAACAAUUGGCUAUGUAUACGCUCUGUAAUCACGGAAUUUUGGAGCAACACGAGCUAUAAUCGGGCGUUGAGAUCCUUAAAAACACAAAAAUCCAAAUGUUUGGGUAUUUUUUUGUUUCCGCCACCAGCGCCGCCAGAUCGGCCACCAACCCUGGUUCCGUAGGCCGUUACAAAGACAACACCACGUACUUUAUAUACAAUAAAUUUGAAGAACGUCAGUGACUAUUAUUAGAAAUAAUGGAAGAAUUAAUACCCCAGUCAUCAUCUAGAAAAAAAAUUUCUGCACCUCCAAAAAGUUUUGAUUAUUUUUUCAGUCUUGCAAUAGGCAUCGACCUGGUUAUUACCGUUGCUGUAUAGCACUGUUGUUACCCUUUCUAAAAGUGCUAAAAGUUUCUGUUCUCAGGCCAUCCGAAAAAGGCUAUAUGGAAUUUAGCUUUGUCCAGAUUUUAUUGGCGCACCCUGUAUAGGUCUGUCGUAAAAAUAAUUUUCACAAUAUCGCUGCGCUGAUCGAGUUGCUGAAUCGAAAAGAAAUUUGAUUUUGCCGCGACACAAUUAAUUUUCUCGGCGGCGAUUUUCGAUGCGACAGAGUGCUCAUUAUUUUCCCGACUGACUGAGAAAAGAACGACAAACCUCCGAACAACGAAUCCUGUCUAUAAAAAACAAUUUUAGCGGUUCCAAAAGUGAAUUUUUUGGCCAAAGUACGCCUUUGUUCAGCGAAGCCUUCUAUUGUCAGUCUGUCGGGAAAAUACUGAGCACGCUGUCGCAUCGAAAAUCGCAUCGCCGCCGAGAAAGUGAAUUGUGACGCAACAAAAUAAAAUUUCUUUUCACCUCAGCGAUACGAUCGACGCAGCGACAUUGUGCUCAUUAUUUCCACGACAGAGUGACAUAGCAAACUUCUCUUUUGCUUUUCUGCAAGUCGCUAUACAAAGGUUUCUUUUGCGAUACAAGCUUUGUAUUAAUUUAAAGCCGAAACAAUUUUAGGAGCUAAAAAACAAGCGGCUGAACAACAGCAAGCACGAACUGCUCUCAAAUUUUAUUCAGCUGGCAAGCGGAAACAAAAUGAAUAUCCAAGCCUCGUUGGACAGCUUCUUGGAAAUUCUUGGCGCCGAUUUCACAAAUCCCAAUGGACCGGUAUGUAAUUUUGAUCAUAACUUCACUGCGGUUAUGUCCCAAAAAAAUUAUUUUGACCCUUUGCGACAAGCAGUUGCUGUUCAGAGUUGGAUGGAUACUAGGCAAAAAAUGAAAAAAACUACAGUGUCGGACCUAAUCCAGUGGCAAAAACCGCGCCAUUUUGCAUCCGGGACGUAUCAAAAAUGUGGCAAAAUGCCUCCCUCUUCAACUAAAAAAGCUCUAUUUUAAAGGUUCCUUCACAACAAGAGCGGGAGCGCUUUUGAAAUCGCAGUUUUUUCGCUUGGAGAGGGAGGUAUUUUACUGCAUUUUUGAUACUUCCCGGAUGCAAAACGGUACGUUUUUUGCCAAUGGGUCAGGUCCACCACUGUAGUAAGCAAUGUCAUCAAAAUGGAAAGUCAGAGUGUUGUUUUUUUUUAUAAUGUACCUAUGGGUCAUAAUUGCAGAGAUUUCUUUUUUUUUGAAGACGAUCUCAAUCAAAUUUUCUUUUUCUAGGAAGUGGUCAACGUUGGAGCUGUUCUAGGGGCCGCUAGAGCCUACAUGCUAUUGAAGCAGACACAAAAAGCCAAGCAAUAUCUGAAGCGAGUCCAUUCUUACCCGUGGAAUUUGGAGGACUCCGAUUAUCUUCAGCAAUGUAAGAGAUAGCCCUUAAAAUUAGGGUGCUUUUUUAGGCUGGCUCCUUCUCGCUGACAUCUACAUAAAUCAAGGUAAAACCGACCAAGCCACCGCCGUAUUACGGACUGUGCUUCAGUACAACGCCAGUGCCACCAAGGCCUACGAAUACAUGGGGUUUUUGCGGGAAAAAGAGCAGAAAUACGCGGACGCCGCCGCGAACUACGAACUUGCCUGGAGAUUGUGUCGACAACGAAAUCCAGCAGUCGGCUACAAGCUGGCUUAUAAUUAUUUGAAAUGCCGGAGGCUGUUUGACUGUAUUGAUGUUUGCCACGCGGUUCUGAGGCUAGUUCCGGAGUAUCCGAAAGUCAAACGGGACAUUAUGGACAAAGCCAGGUCGAUGAUCAAAAUGUAAUCACUAUCAAAUCUCUGUACAACGAAUCGCAAGUGUUGUGGAGCCUCAACGGUCUCGAUUUUAAAGGCCCCAAGCCUCAAAGGUCUUCCCAAUUCCCACAGUAAUUAGCAUAAACCAACUCAUAUAAAAGCAACGUCUCGUCACCAACUAUUAGAACAUAAUCUCAUUUUUUCUUUUCCCUGUGUGCGGUCUCAAUAAAUCCGAUCUUAAACCUGUGUCUCUUCUCAAUACCUAUCCAACAGGGGAAGUACUCCAACUGCGACGCUCAGAUUUUCUUUAAAUUUUGCACACACGUCGGGUAUGGACUAAAUACCAAUUCCUAAAAGUUUUAGCUCGCGCUUUGCGGGCGCCGCCGAGAUAUCGAACGAUUUUUGCCGCCGAGAGAGCACGCUAAACGUGGAGAGCGGUCAGAGAGAAAAGCGCUUUUAGGCCAUAACUUUGGCAGCUUCGUGCGGAAAAAUUUUUUCGCCGACUUUCGAUCUAAAAAUCUCGGUUGUUUCUGCAAAGCGCGAGCUAAGAUUCUCGCAUAUAAUAUCUUAGAAAAAAUUAUUCUAAAUUUGUGCCAAGUUUCAUCAAAAUCUGAGCGGCGCACUUGGAGUACUUCCCCUGUAAGUUUGAUCAUCCGCUUCAGCAAGGGACCAAAAAAUUUGUUCGUUAUAAAAGGUUUUCGUUGCAUGGAAGUGUUUAUUUUGGCCUAAAAUUUACACUGGAAACCUCCGAAAUUGUCCAAAAUUGUUUGUUAUAGAGAGGUUAUCAGUCUGUCGGGAAAAUAAUAAGCAUUCUGUCGCAUCGAAAAUCGCAACCCUGCCGAGAAAAUGAAUUGUGUCGCGGGAAAAUCAACUUGCUUUUCACUUCAGCGACAAGAUCGGCUCAGCGGCAUUGUGCUCAUUAUUUUCCCGACAGACUGAUAAAAUUUGUACGAAGGUUUGCUGAACAGAGGCUCCACAUAAAACGCGAUUUCUGACUCGGUCAAUUAGCCGUGAACAUAGGAAAUUUUCGAUUUUGAGAUUUACAGCUAGAUAUGACCGCAUCCAUCAUACAAGUGUGUUCCUGAAGCAGUUUGCACUAAUUCUCCCGUUAACCAAGCUCUAUUUACAAUAAAUUUUCCUAUGUCCCGGCCUUGCACACGGCUGAUUCAGUGAGUCAGAAAUAUUUUGUUUCAAAUAUUUUGAGGAUUAACGCCAAUUUUGCAUUGCAAUUGACAUGUUUUUGCAUGGUAAUAAAUUAUUUCUCCAUUUUACGCUACAUCGAGGAAGUCUUAAAAGCAAAAGGAAGCCGGCGCCGUGGGAGGAAACUUCGAAAAAAAUGAGGGAAUCACAGUGAUUUAAUGGGUCAAAAGAGAUCGUAAUCAAAUUUAGCCUUCACUCUCGCUUCGAUUUCAACGGGAGCGUUGGAUUUUGAUGUUUUACUUCUUGGGGUAUAACAGUUUUGUAAUCACUAUUUUACAUUGGGAUUUUAGGACUAGGCGGGCUAAAAAAGCCUUCACAUAUUUUUGCAGGGGCGGUCGGCGUCGCGAAGUGUCUUUGCGCGACAAGCAAUCAGCAUAGUGCAAAUACAAAACGCAAUAUGCAGUUUUAUGCGUGGUCGGUACCACAAAUGUUAAUCGUCGCGGUGCAGUAUGUCCUUCGCGCCACGGCAUGUCAGGAAAAAUUACAGGGUGGGCCAUUUGAAACCCCGAACCUCUUUUCAGGUAUUUCUCCGCUAAUAACGCACCAAUUUCCAUAAAAUUUGUGUCAAAUUAAACCUGAGACACCCCAUUUUUUGUCUACCAAAUGUUACCCGUCUAAGUUCAUGGAGGCACUUGUACUGAGCUUUGACAUUUUCAUUCCACCUUUUGAAGCCCGAAAUCGGCGAAACUUCCGUUAGAAAAUGUUUGAUUUUAAAUUGUGUUUCUCGGACUGCUUCUCUCUACCGGAAGACAUAAACUAUAUACAUAUCUUGAGGGUGCUUUAGAGCACAACAACAGGCUCUUUAGAGCCUGCAAAGAUUAAUAUCUCAUACGUUUCAUUUUUGGGCGUGUUUUUAUCAUUCUCCGAACUAAACUGGUUUGAGAAGUUCCUACUAUGUAUCUAUAAAAUUCAACAAAAAUUCAUCGUUUUAGACAUCUCGCCGGGUUUGGACAAUAAAUCAGGAUGGACAAAGUACUCGAUUUUUUCGUUUACCCGCCGAUCAGAAGGUAAGUAAAAGCAGAACAUUUUUUUUUGGAAGAUCUCUUAUAUUGCUUGUUAUAAGUAUAUAAUACAUGUUUCGUAUCCUAGAGUUUUUUUACUAAUCUUUUUUACGGUUCUUUUUUAUACGUUCUUUGAAAAGAUUGAAAAGUUACAAAGAAAACCUGCCGAUAACGAACCCACGCGGCAAAACGUAUCUAUAGCAGACAAUUUAAGAGAAAUUUUACGUCAAACCUUGGUAUAACAAAGGCCUCUUACAACGAAUGAUUUGUCCACUGUUAUACAGUUCACAUAGCAUAACAGCGGGCAUAGUAAAACAUUUUUUUAUUCAUUUUUAAAAAAAAUUUUAGUAUGCUAAUAUACGGCACACUCUCUGUCUCCUACGCCACAUUCAACCGCGUCAUUAUGACCAAAUUUUUCUUCGACUAUCCCAUUGUUCUGCUCAUUAUGCAAAUGGCACUUCUCCUGUUUGGAAUCGAAGCGCUCCGCGUCACUUCCUCCAUCAAACUCCACGCCUACACCUUUCAACGGGGCAAGGAUGUGUUCCCAGCGUCUUUACUCUACAUUAUGGCGCAUUUUUUGAAUUUGAACUGCCUUGACGGCACAACAAUGCCACUGUUCCCAUUUUUACAGAGAUUUACGCCCAUCUUGAUCAUUGAGUUGAAUCGGCACUUCAACCGGAGGGCUAGGCCUUCUAAGUUCGAUCUUACUUGCAUUGGAGUCAUUUGCGUCUCCACGGCUGCGGCUUGUAAGUUUAUUUCUACGCUUUUUCAAAAGAAGUAGGCUUUUUGCCGCAAGUUUUGAACACUAUUGAGUUGAUCUAGUGGCAAAAAACGUACCAUUUGCAUCCGGUGAGUAUCGAAAAAUGUGGCAAAAUGCCUCCCUCUACAACUAUAAAAACUCCUUUUUUUAAGGGAGUUUUUUCACUUGGAGAGGGAGGUAUUUUGCCACAUUUUUUGACACUUCCUGGGUGGAUAAUGGCACAUUUUUGGCACUGGAUCAGGUCCGCCACUGUAGUCCUGCCUAAAGCUUUAUGAAGAUGCUAAUACUGCUAGUAUUCUAAGAACUCCUUUUCAGCUGUCUACGACUGGUCUUUCGACCUUUGGUCGAUCAUCUAUGGCGUUGUCGCUGUUUGCAUGGAAUCCUACUCUCUGUUCUUGAUGGAAAAGCUCAAAGAUCAAUAUAAUUCGUGGUUGGAGAUCUUGUACAUGCACUCCUUCAACUGUCUGUGCGUUCUGUUGGUGGCGGAUUUGAUUCAGGUGAGGUUUACAGUUUCUACAGUGAAAAAAGAACGUUUUGAAAACAAGAGUAAUCUCCUUUUCUCAGCUGUCGGGAAAAUAAGGAGCACAAUGUCUCCGCGCCGAUCGCGUCGCUGAAGUGGAAAGAAAUUUGAUUUCGCCGUGACACAAUUCAUUUUCUCGACGGCGAUGCGAUUUUCCAUGCGACAGAGCGCUCAUUAUUUUCCCGACAGACUGAUGGAAAAAGCGGAAAAGCGUCUUUUGAAAUAAACUGACGUAGAACGAAAGCUGUCUACAACGAACAAUUUCUAAGGUCUGAGAAGUCGGUCUACGGUCAAAACCUCUAUAUAACAAAACGUUUUUAUAACGAGUAUUUUUUUGAUUUUUGAUUAUUUGGCGCGCGUCAGAAUGAAAACAGAGAAAAAUGGAAAUUUAAAAACGAAAAGUAACUCCAAUUUUUUUUUAUUCUUUCUCUGACCGCUCUCUUUGCCUUUGUGCAUGCGCCUCUUCCUCUCAUCGCUCGGCGAAAAUAGAACGAGAAAGGAAGAGAGCCCGAUUUAAUUUUGAAAUCAUGACAUAGAAAGAGGGGAAAUCAUUGUCAGACUGUCGGGAAAAUAAUGAACACAAUGCCGAUGCCCCAGUGGCGAGAAAAUGAAUUGUGUCGCGGCAAAAUCAAAUUGCGUAUCACUUUAGCGACGGGAUUGGCGUAGCUACAUUAUGCUUAUUAUUUUCCCGACAGAGUAAUAUUUUGCCCCAACAUUCACAAACUUUCAUUUCCAUUUUUAUGUGUUGUACAGAGCGUUGACUGUACAAUAAACUUAUCAUUCUAAGCCCUCUUUCAGGACGAGAUCCGCGACUCCUUCAUGUACCUCGUGACCAGCACCACCUUCCUAUUUGUCAUCAUCCUGACCAUCAUGCUUGCCAUCGGAGUGGGCUUCCAAAUCGCCAUGUUCUACUGUCUCUCGCUUUGCGGAGCAUUGCAUUCGAGCAUGAUGAACAUAAUCGCCAAUGGAAUUCAGCUCUUUGUCGCUUACGGGCUAUCAAUCUUUUUGUUCUACGAUCUGAAUCCCACUUGGACCAAUGUUUUCGGGGUGAUCAUAGCAAGUUGUGUCGCCAUCUACUACUAUAUUAUUCAUCGGGCGUUGGACGCGGGGAAUACCUACAUGCCAACGAAAUAUUCUAUUGAAAAAAGUUAA
Messenger RNA from Bursaphelenchus xylophilus (pine wood nematode), 18096 nucleotides. Lineage: Eukaryota; Metazoa; Nematoda; Chromadorea; Rhabditida; Aphelenchoididae. The record is from the annotation of a GenBank genome assembly.